AUGGAUCCCACUACUCGUCGAGACAACCAGACCUUUGAUAUUCGCGACUCCGUCCUCGUUAACAUCGCCAACCCAGCAAUCAAGAAGUACUUCUCCCAAGCCGAACAGUCCGCAGAUGAAGGUGACUGGCUCUCCAGGCCCGAGAUUCCCUCCUCAGAGGAGAUCAUCGGUGCAGAAUCUUCGGAUGACGACUGUGUCGAAUUGGCUCCAAACAAGGUUACUGGUCCCUGGCUGUCAAAAGAUCUGUAUCUCAAAUCCCAUUACGAGCUGCUCAGAGAGGAUGCCGUUGCACCCUUGAGAGAUGCCGUUGCCUAUGUCAGGGAGGAUCCGCAGAUGAUGGAUUCCCAGACUGUCGCCAUUUAUGAGAAGGUUCAUAUCGUCGGCAUCACUUUUGCUCAAAAAGGACUGGCUUUCCGCAUCCAGUUCUCCACCAACCGCUCUGGGAAGAACAUUGUAUGGGAAUACUCCAAACGCCUGAUGAGCGGUACCAUCGUCGCUCUAUCCCCGGUCCAAGACUAUUUCCGCAGAGAGUGCAUCGUUGCUGUCGUCGCAGCGAGGCCUUUGGAAGGCGUGAAAAUGCAGCCUGCAGAGGUGGAUCUUUAUUUUUCUCGAUCCGAAGAUGUCCAUUUUGACCCCCAGCAAGAGUGGGUUAUGGUGGAGUCACGCUCUGGCUACUACGAGUCGGCAAGGCAUACGAUGACCGCGCUUCAAAGGAUGGCGAGGGAAGAGUUUCCUCUUCAAAAUCAUAUCUGUCACCUAGAUCCCACAAUCGAUGCCCCGGAAUACAUCAAGGAGAACCCCGUUGUUGAUAUCCGGCCAGCCUUCGGAAACUUGGACAAUGGCAAGAUUAACUUGCUGAAAUCGUGGCCCAAACGGCCACUGAGCGACCAUCUCGACGCUUCUCAGUGGUCCGCUUUGGAGUGCAUACUCACUAAGAAACUGGCCAUCAUCCAGGGCCCUCCAGGAACGGGCAAAACUCACGUCUCUGUGAUUGCGUUGAAAAUCAUGCUCAGCAACGCACAACCCGACGAUCCCCCGAUUAUCAUUGCGGCUCAGACAAAUCAUGCUCUUGACCAACUGUUGACUCACGUCUCAUCCUUUGAGAAGAAUUACAUCCGUCUGGGUGCUCGCAGUACUGACGUCGAGAUCAGAAAGCGCACUCUGUUUGCCGUCAGGCAAAGGGAACCCGUCGAGAACCUUCACGGGGGGCUUUUUAGCCCGGCAAGGAAAUCAUUUGGGCGCAUCGUUGCGUCCAUUGUACGCCACCUGAAAGCUUUCAGUAAGGCUAAUGGCGACGCGCCACUUCCGGCUUCGUUCUUUCUGGAUCACGGACUCCUGACACAAACUCAGUAUGAUUCCCUCGAAAGCGGCUCAAAAAGCUGGCGACGCCCAGGCUGUGACGAAGAAGUUGACCCACUAAUUGCCUGGCUUGGCGAUGAAGUGGUGAAGUAUGAAGUUAAUUAUACAACAGAGAACUUUGGCUUCGUGGAGGAUGAGGUCGAUCUGGAAUAUGAGCAACUCAAGGAAUUUGAAGCGGAACAAGGGCUCGACGAUGAUGAUCAGGAAGCGCUCAAGGGCCAAUACAUGGGCCUCAAAGAAGGAUUCCGUGGGCGGAAUGCGAUUUCUUGCUCCGAGAAAGCUAUUUCAGAGUACCUGAGACGCCGUGAUAUGUGGAAGAUACCGUCCAAGGUUCGUGGAGCAGUUUACAACAAGCUUCGACAGCUAGCGAAGGUGGAAAUUCUCCAUGACUUCCGCAGGCUUGUAGAACUUUACAAUCUCAACUGCAGAGAUCUUCAAAUCGGAAAGUGGGAGCGCGACUAUACUAUUCUCCGAGGUGCAAAGGUCGUUGGGAUGACGACGACAGGUUUGACGAAGUACCGGGCUCUUGUCUCGAGCCUCAGGCCGAAGAUCAUCAUGAUUGAAGAAGCAGCUGAGGUGAUCGAGGCUCCAGUUGCUACUUCCUGUGUUGAAUCACUUCAACAUCUCAUCCUUGUGGGCGACCACAAGCAGCUCAGGGGGCAUUGUACGGUACAAGAACUCGCAGGAGAUCCGUUCUUUCUCGACAUGUCCAUGUUCGAACGGCUUGUGAAUAAUGGGAUUUCUUACAUGACCUUGACGAGGCAAAGACGUAUGGCACCCGAAAUACGGCGAUUACUCACACCAAUCUAUGGUGAUGAACUGCAAGACCACCCUUCUGUGGAGAAUCGGCCAGGCGUCCCCGGAAUGGGGGAUAUUGCAUGUUUCUUUUUCAGCCAUAAGUGGCUAGAAAGUACGGACAGUCUGGCAUCAAAGUUCAAUGAGAUGGAGGCGAAUAUGAUAGUAGGGUUUUUCCUCCACCUAGUGCUGAACGGAGUCGCAGUGACGGAUAUAACCGUCUUGACGUUUUACAAUGGGCAGAGGAAAAGGCUUUUGAGACUACUCAAGAACCAUCCGUAUCUCCAAGGGACCUACGUGAAAGUGGUGACGGUCGAUUCAUAUCAGGGUGAAGAGAACGAGGUCAUCAUCCUCUCACUGGUCAGGAGCAGCUCGCACGACCGCAUUGGAUUCCUUUCCGUGGAGAACAGAGUCUGCGUUGCUCUCUCCCGUGCCAAACGUGGCCUCUUCAUAUUUGGAAAUGCAAGAUCGCUGGCAUCGGCGGAUCGACUGUGGUGGGAGAUUAUUCAUAUGAUGGGCAAUGAUGAAGCAGAGAAAAGACGACUAGGGUUCCAUUUACCUUUGCAAUGCUCCAGGCAUAAGAACAAAACUUUUAUUCGCGAGCCGACUCAGUGGACCGGUAUAAAUGGAGGAUGUCGAAUCGUGUGUAAUGAGAAUCUCUCUUGCGGCCACAAGUGCAGCCUUCGAUGCCACAGCUUCACACACGAUCGAGUCAGUUGCAGCGAAAUCUGUGGGAAGAAGAAUCCUUGCGGACAUAAAUGUAUGCAACCUUGCUCAAAUGGCCACAUCUGCAACUGCAAAUGUGCGGCCGGCAACCAAAUUGCGGCUUCCAACUUGUCGUUUGGCUUUGGAGCCACCGACAAUGAAGAGAUGACAGCAGAAGAAGAACGACGAGCCCUAGCAAAGAGCUACCAGGACUUUGCAAACGGCGGCGCCAGGAAACAGGAUUUUCUUCUUCUCGCUAAAGCAAGAGGACAGUUACAGGAGGGUCUGGACAGGAUGGCACUCACUGACUUGCUCGAAGACCACAGCAGCAUGGAGAGCGAGACCAUGCCUGGUAGUAGCACCACGGCUGCUGCUGCUGCGCCUUCGCAGGUGGAUGCCAACGUUGGUGACGUAUAUGCCGGGGAUUACCUCGAUCGCCUGGGAUAA
Molecule: messenger RNA, 3306 nt
Organism: Monascus purpureus
Lineage: Eukaryota; Fungi; Ascomycota; Eurotiomycetes; Eurotiales; Aspergillaceae
Source: the annotation of a GenBank genome assembly